Clunio marinus is the source of this 2661-nucleotide messenger RNA. Lineage: Eukaryota; Metazoa; Arthropoda; Insecta; Diptera; Chironomidae. The record is from the annotation of a GenBank genome assembly.
AUGAAUAAUCAUAUAAUAGUGUCACAUAAUGACCAGGAAAGUGAUAGAUCAUCGUUUUCUUAUACGCCGAGUUUUAAAGAUUUCAUUGAUGAAGAUUCAGAAGGAAAUUCGGAAUUGUUUUUCAUUCGCUGCUCUGAAAAGUUAAGUCUAACUGAAGCAGCAUCACCCAGCAAUCAAAAUGCAUUUCGCAAUGAAUAUAAAAGAAUGUCUCUUAGAAGAAAUCGAGGAGUAUUAUCAAAAAUUAGUAAAAAGAAUCAACAAAAUAAUUCCGUGAAAGUGAAAAAAGUUGAAAACUAUUCUCAUGCUGAUGGAUCUUUAUUAAAAGAGUUUACCAUUGUUAUGGAAAAGAACAAAAAUACGAAACUCAAACUGCGAAAAUCUAAAACAAUCAACGCAAAUUAUGAGAAUAUGUUUGAAACAUUAUUCAAUGCAUCGAUUGUGUUGAUCGACAAAAAGUUGUUCAUCAAGAAUGUAAGCGAAUCCUCAGUGUUUAAAUCACUUCAAGGUGAUAACUACUUCAUUAAGUUUAUCGAUAAGGAAAUAAUAUCUCCUGAGAACAUAAACUCAAUGUUGAAGAGAAUUCAGAACAAAUUUGCUUUCACUUUAACAGUUUGUGGAGAAAAUGUCAACGACUUGGAGCAUCUCGGCUCAGAACAAAUCAGUAUUAGUAAAUCAUCUGAUAUUAUCUCGAACAGAAGCAAACUCUUUCUUAUGGACACAUCUUCAUCGAAUGAGAUAAUUUUCAGCCUGAUUGUGAUAACAAAAAACGAACAAGAAACUUCAGAUUCAGAAGACUUUACGACGAUGUUUUCAUAUCCACCAAAAGAAAGAAAUUUUCUACAUAAACUCAAAGGAUCUUUCUUAACAAUUCAAAUGAUUAUGAAAUCAUCAUUUUCUUCGCCUAAUGUGACUGUUAUUAAUUUCCAUGAUACAAAAUAUUUCAUAACAACGACAGUUAAAGAUGAAACUCAAUUUAUAAUUUUAAGUUUCAAUGCAAACUACGUGAAUCGUUUUGAUGUCGCUCAUCAUACGACAAAUAUCUUAAAAUACUUGGAUUAUGUUUUUCCUGAUGCCUUAAAUCUGAGAAGCUUUGAAGAGCUUUUAACAAUUUGUGAUUUGAUCCAAGUUUAUUUAAGCAAACAAAAAUCUGACAUUGAUUUUGAAAAUCUUUUCUCCUGCUCGAAUUACGUUCCACUUCCAAAAGAAAUUGUAUUAAGAAUGAAUGAUUCUUUGAGUGAACUUGAAGCCAUGGAUUAUCGUAACUGGAAUGAAACACUUAUUGAACUUUUCGGGAAGUUUAACAUCAUCGGAUCUUGUAUGUUUUAUAAAACGUUUCAAAUUUGUUCACAUUUUAAUAAAAUCGAUAUGGAAAACAUUGAAUUGUUUAUCAAAUUCUCGUGUAUUAAGUUAAUUUACACACAUUGUAAUGUUCGAGAGAUUGCAAUAUGGAAAAGAGUUUAUCCAAAAGAUUAUCAAUCGUUCAACGGAAACAACGACGCAAGAGAAAACAAAGUUUUCCUUCUUAUUUUGGCUCAUGGAAAUCUUAUGAUGAGCGUUUUACUUGAAGAAAAUAGUUUCAACAGCAAUCCUGAAACUGCGAUGCAAAACUCAAAUUAUUUGAUUUAUUUUCUCGAAGAGAUGGACGACAUUUUAGAUCACAUGAAUUUUGUUGGCAUCGAAAAUCUCACUAAAAUUUGGAUUAACUCACUGAAACGUCCUUUAUGUGAGAAUUUUCUGGAACAAGAUGAUGGAGCUUCAUGUGUGUCUGAUUAUUUUAAAACAAUAAGAGAAGAAGACGACGACACUGAGUUUGAUUAUGGAAGUCAGAAAAGUAGCAGUGGAUUUGACAUAACUGAAUUUUCCGACGCUAUUUACAAAGAUUUUAGUGACAUAUUCCCUCAAACUUUAACUUUUGGAACUGAUAAUUGUUUAAUCAAUUUCAUACAAUUAGACGAAUCAAAAGGAAUUUUGAUAACACCGAUGAAUGAACAAGAUCAGUUGAAGACAAAUGAUCGAAUGUUGAACAUUUUUCGUUCUGGUUGCAUAAAAAUCCACAAAUUACUCCAAAACACGUCGAAAUUCAACAUCAUGUUUUCUAGAGAAACCAAUAAGUUUUCUCAUAAAUCAACAUCAAUGAUGCCUAUCAAAGAACAUGGAUUAAUGAUUCAAGAAAAAACAAGCAACGGAAAUUUUAUCGACUUAUGGAUAAUUGGUCGAUUAUUUGGCUCGAGAGAAGUUUUUGUGUGUUUUAAUGGAAAAACACCUCAGAACAUGAUAGAAAUGGCCUUUCGUAUAAGCAUUAAUUGCAUAGGAUAAAUUAAUAACAUUUUAAUUGUUUCAAACAAUGCACACAGUACUUACAUAUCAGAAUUCUUUUAUUUAAGUUUUAAGACAUUUAUUAUAACAAUAAAUUUUAAACACAAAUCAGAAUAAAAUAUUUUUACACAUUAGUCAAUAAGCAAACCUUGGUCUUUUAUUGAACUCUGAGAAGUCAUUUAAGAACAUUCCCAUACUUACAACUCUUUCAUUCUUGAUGUUAUUGUUGAAUGGCUUUAUGUUAGAAGUUUUUUUAACGUUGAAGUUCCUUUGAAUCUUUGCAGUUGCAGGUGUUGAUGAUGAAGGUAAAACUAAACUUUGAUAUUCUUUGCUGUUGACAAUUCC